AGCUGAUGAGGUGAGUGACGUCACCGGGCUGGGCCAGGCCAGUCUCAACAUUGUUUACUCACAUUAAAAUACAGUUUUUGUAUAAUUUCCCGUUAAAAUGCCACUUUACGAAGGCUUGGGUGGUAUUGGAUUAAUCAACGAGAAAAAUAUCACUGUGGUUUUCGAUUUUGGCGCUGCCUAUACAAAGGCUGGGUUUGCCGGAGAAACUGGACCUCGUGUAAUAGCAAAAUCAGAAGUUAUUUGUCGAGAGACUGGAAAGACUGUGCCAGUGUUCCAGGCAAAGGAUGAUGAGGAGCUGAGGCACCACCUUGUAGAUUUCAUUCAUAAACUUUAUUUCAGGCAUCUCCUUGUCAACCCCAAAGAUAGACGUGUUGUGGUGGUUGAGAAUCUCCUAGGUCCAAGCAGUGUUCGCAAUAUAUUAGCUAAAGUUCUUUUUCGUCAUUAUGAGGUUCUGUCUGUUCUCUUUGUUCCAUCCCACCUUGUGUCCCUGAUGACAUUAGGAGUGACCACAGGCCUGGUGGUAGACAUGGGAUACCAAGAGACCACAGUUGUGCCUGUUUAUGAGAAUGUGCCAAUACUAUAUACUUGGCAAGCUCUUCCUUUAGGGGGCAAAGCCAUACACAGUUCUUUAAAUGAGCUGCUGCUGGACCGUGCCUUAAUCUUAGGAGAAGAUGGGAAGGAACAGAGGCUGUCUGCUGUUAAACAGAAAUUGUCAGACAAAGUUUUGGAGGACAUUAAAGUUCGCACCUGUUUUGUCACCACCCUCGAGCGAAGUGGACGAGUGCAAAGUAAUAAGUAUGACAGAUCUGUGGAACCUCCCCCUCCUGCCCCAAGUGUUCAGUAUCCCAUGUCUGGUAGCAGCAUCUUAACCAUUCCUGGUACUGUAAGGGAGAUGGCAACAGAAGUCCUCUUCGAAAUGGAUGAAGACUUGCUCACUUUGCCUUCUAUGAUACUGAAUGCCCUCCGGCAGUGCCCCAUCGAUACAAGACAAGCACUUGCAGGUAAUUUAGUUUUCAUUGGAGGUACUGCCAGUGUGAAGGGCAUGAAGCAUCGUAUUCUUUCAGAAGUGCAGGCACUAGUCUCUUCACCACCGUUUAUGGAUUUGCUGAAGCUUAAUUCUUUCAAGGUUCAUCAGCCACCAGCCAAGGACAACUAUGUAGCAUGGUUAGGAGGUGCUAUCCUUGGAGGAACAGAAGCUGUCGUUCUUCGCUCUCUACCACGUGACCAAUACAUUUUGAAUGAUACUGUUCCUGAUUGGUGUAAUCUAGCUUAUAACUCAAAGGAUGAAAGUGAUGAGAAGUCAGUAUAACGUAGUGUGUGUGUAUGUGUGUCCUUGCAUACAUGAAUUUGUGCAUGAGUGUAUGCACAAGAGAAAGAAGAGAGAGACAGAGAGAGAGAUAAAGAGAGCAAGCAAGAGAGAAAGGGCAUCAAGAGAAAGAGAGUAAGUGAAAGAGAGCAAGUAAGAGCAGUACACAGUGCAGUAUGAUCACAUACAGAAACCAAGCUGUGAGCAAAAAAUGGACUCCAUAAAGAACUUUCAGUAAUUUUGUGGAAGAUUUUAAUUCAACAGCACUAUCUUGCUAUUAAUUAGGGAAAUGGAUUUUGUUUGUCUUCAUAAUCUUAUAUUUUUUUUUUAAUUGGUGAUUGGGCUAUAAUACACAACUGUCGUAAUUGGACACUGUAUCAUUGUAAAAUUUGAGAUUGCCUAAUUGUGCAGUAUAAACUUUUAUAAAGCAGAUCACAAAAAUUGGUGGUAUUCAGCUCAGUCUAAAUCAGUUUUCAGUUAUAAGACCAUUGUAAUUUUGUAACUUUUAAAUUGUAGGCAGUGAUAAAUAAUCUCAGUUUUUUCUGUUCAAAUAAGGAGUCUUGUGAUGUAACUAUGAUAAUUGUUACGAUCAUUAUGCAGGUGGGGCUAAGACCAAAGAGUUUACUUAUAAAAUAUUUUUAUUGCACAAAAUAUUGCAAAAUGUCUUUAUGCUUUGUACUUUCAUGAAAAGCUUAACUGGGAUUGCAGCAGUGAUGCAUUAUAAAGUUUACAAAGGAUACUACAAUGUACUGUUAUUAAUCUAAACAAAAUAAAAACUUAAGAAAUUUCUACAGUGCUUAUUUUUAAGGUGAACUAGUAGAAUCAGUGUAUUUUAACUGAAGCAAUACAGUAUAUACAGUACUAAGUCAAGUAAGAAAUUCUGUUUAAAUAAAGUUUUCACAGUUUGUUAGGAAUAUCAGUGAUCUUUUGUGAUUGUCACCAGACAAAUUACUUUAUUCCUUGUAUAUUUAAAGGUUAACCAGAAUAAUUACAUAUAGCAGCUUCAAUAUAAUAAUGAUAUCUUU
This is a messenger RNA of Cherax quadricarinatus, 2331 nucleotides long. RefSeq names its product Actin-related protein 10 (gene Arp10). Gene Ontology annotation, cellular component: dynactin complex. NCBI's taxonomy places the organism in Eukaryota, Metazoa, Arthropoda, Malacostraca, Decapoda, Parastacidae. Gene Ontology annotation, biological process: retrograde axonal transport of mitochondrion. The record is from RefSeq and is a predicted model, not a curated record.